Molecule: messenger RNA, 1896 nt
Organism: Naegleria lovaniensis
Lineage: Eukaryota; Heterolobosea; Eutetramitea; Acrasida; Naegleriidae
Exons: 1
Coding region: 1-1896 (631 amino acids)
Source: RefSeq, a predicted model, not a curated record
AUGGAUACAUGCCGAUCUUCUUCCUCUCAUUGUCCCCACUCAACAAGGAAAAGUCCAAGGUUAUUAUGCCAAUCCCUCUACUCGUGCCUUUUUAGGAAUUCCCUAUGCACAACCACCCAUUGGUUCCAAUCGUUUCAAACCACCCAAGAAUUACCUCAAACUCCCAAUCAACCACAAUUAUUCAACGCCACUCGUUUUGGAUAUGUUUGUGUUCAACCCAAAGAUAUGGGAAUUGUUUAUGAACAACCCAUGAGUGAAGAUUGUUUAAUUUUGAACAUUUGGACACCUGCCAAUGUCACAUCCAAUGCAUUGUUACCUGUCUUUUUCUGGAUUCACGGAGGAGGUUUCAAGAAGGGUUCUGGAAAUAUCUAUGCGGGUGAUCAUUGGGUUCAAGUUGCUUCUGAAUUGAAUGCUCCAUUAAUCGUUGUUUCUGUGAAUUAUCGAUUGGGAGUUUUUGGUUUUUUAUAUGAUUCCAUGUUUUAUGCUGAAAAUGGAAAAACUCCUGGAAAUUGGGGAUUAUUGGAUCAAAUCAUGGCUUUGAAAUGGGUUCAACAGAAUAUUGCCAAUUUUGGAGGAGAUCCCAAACGAAUUACCAUUGGAGGAGAAAGUGCAGGAGGUGUCUCGACAGCUCUUCAUUUAGUGACACCAUUACUCGUUCGAAAUGUGGAUUUUAUUGGAGCCAUCAUGCAAAGUAGUUUGACCAUGCCAUGGGAAAUGCAAUUUUCACAAGACGAAGCUCAAUCUCAAUCCAAUGCUUUGAAAACUGCUCUCAAUUGUUCAUCCAUUGAGUGUCUUCGUUCCUUAAAUACUCAAACCGUUGUGGAUUAUCAAUUCAAUUUACCCACUGAUGAUGUCUUUAAACCAGCAUUGGAUAAUUAUUAUUUACCAGCUCCAUUCUAUGAAUUACUGGAAAAGAAUGUGAACGAUACGACUCGAUCUGAAGCAGUCAAUGUCAUUGUUGGAUCGACUCUCAAUGAAAUGAAUGGAUUUACAUGUGGAGUGUUACCUGAAAAUCUCACAGUUCCUCAACAAAAAGCAGUAUUGGGAAAUUACUUUGGUUUCUCACAAGCAGUCAACUCGAUUUAUCCUCAAUUACCAAAUUAUUACAAAUCUCCAUCUGAAUAUCCCAAUACGUUGGCUUAUAUGAAUGAAAUUCUUUCGCAUGCAGUGGUUCAAUGUGAAUGUCGUUACGUGAGUGCUUUACAUUCCAAACGUCUCUAUAAUUCCUAUUUGUUCACAUUUGAUUACCAUUUUUGGUUUACCAAUCCAUGUUUUGGAUCGACACACGGAGCAGAAGUUGCCUUUCUAUUUCCAAGCAUGUUAAAAACCAGAGCGGGCAGUUACCCCUAUAAAUUGAAUCCUCAAGAAUUGGAAUUAUCCAAAGAUCUCAUCAUGUAUUGGUCCAAUUUCAUCGUGAGUGGAAGUCCCAAUCGAAAUGCAUUGAAUUUAUAUUCAUUGAAUUUGAUGAGAAAUAAUGGAACAGCCAAAUAUUCGUUACCUGAGUGGCCAAGAUAUAGUGUGUGUAAUGAUUCUCAAUUGAUCAUUCGAAUGGGAAAUCAUGCAGUAGAUCAUGGCAUCAUGUAUGGAAAAGUGUGUCCAUUUUGGAAUCCAUUUGAACAAUUACCAGUAUUGAAAUGUAAUGCUUCAGAGCCAAUUCCAACCAAUCCUUAUUUGAAUCCACCAAUACCUCCUCCAGUACCAUCAAAACCUCAGGUAUCUUUUUCGGGUGUGAAACCAUUGGUGUCCACUUCGAAACCUACAAGUGCUUCAGGGACAUCACCAAAGAAGAGUGAUCGAACUUCGGAAGGAGUGACAUGGUUGAGGAUGGAAAAGAUGGGCAUGUGGACCAUCCUAUGGUGUAUGAUGAUUAUGACAAGUGUUGCAAUGAUCUUGUAG